AUGGCUCGUACUAAGCAGACCGCCCGUAAGUCCACUGGAGGAAAGGCUCCCAGGAAGCAGCUAGCCACCAAGGCUGCCCGUAAGUCUGCUCCCACCACUGGAGGAGUGAAGAAGCCUCACCGUUACCGCCCUGGAACUGUUGCUCUUCGUGAGAUCCGCAAGUACCAAAAGAGCACGGAGCUGCUCAUCAGGAAGCUUCCAUUCCAGAGGCUUGUUAGGGAGAUUGCCCAGGACUUCAAGACUGACCUCCGCUUCCAGAGCCAUGCGGUGCUGGCCCUUCAGGAGGCUGCAGAGGCCUACCUGGUCGGUCUCUUCGAGGAUCCGUGGCGAGAGGGCUUAAGGUGCUGUGCUUGCCUUGCCUGUGGGAAUCGCUCUGGUGGGCAUCUGUGUCUGCUUUUGCUGCUGAACACUUAUCAUGUGUCGUGA
This is a messenger RNA of Triticum turgidum subsp. durum (durum wheat), 426 nucleotides long. The record is from the annotation of a GenBank genome assembly. Lineage: Eukaryota; Viridiplantae; Streptophyta; Magnoliopsida; Poales; Poaceae.